Molecule: messenger RNA, 1158 nt
Organism: Triticum turgidum subsp. durum (durum wheat)
Lineage: Eukaryota; Viridiplantae; Streptophyta; Magnoliopsida; Poales; Poaceae
Source: the annotation of a GenBank genome assembly
AUGUCACCGGCGACGGCGAGUGGUGGUGCCCAGAAGGACCAGGACGAGAUCGUCGGCGCCGCGGAGGGAGGGAAGGGCACGUGGAGGCACGCGGCGUUCCACGUGGCGACGACGAUUGCCACGCCGGCAGCCUACGCUCUGUCCCUGGGGCUACUGGUAUGUGUCAUUCUUCCAGCAAGUGGCGUCGGUUGGCAACAACAUUGCGAUCCAGAUUGCGGCCAGCAGCAGCCUCAGGCCGUGUACAAGCACUACUAUGCCACCGACCAUGGCGCGAUGACGCUGCAGCACUUCAUCCUCCUCUUCGGCGCGCUCGAGCUGCUUCUCUCCCAGCUUCCCGACAUCCAUUCGCUCCGGUGGGUGAAUGCUACCUGCACUGCCUCCACCAUUGGGUUUGCUGGGACAGCCAUCGGUGUCACGAUAUAUGACGGAUAUCGGAUUAACCGAAAUGAUGUUGGUUACAGUCUGCAAGGAAGCACCGCAACCAAGGUCUUCAGAGGUUUCAAUGCACUGGGCACAAUAGCCUUCUCAUUUGGUGAUGCAAUGCUGCCAGAAAUCCAGAGCACCGUGCGAGAACCGGCGACGACAAACAUGUACAAGGGUGUUUCGACGGCGUACACAUUGAUCGUCAUGUCCUACUGGACACUGGCAUUCAGUGGCUAUUGGGCAUUCGGCUCCGGAGUCCAGCCAUACAUCUUGUCCUCUCUGACUGUUCCAAGAUGGGCAAUUGUAAUGGCAAACAUAUUUGCAGUUGUUCAGAUCACAGGUUGCUUUCAGAUAUACUGCAGGCCGACAUAUGCGCACUUUGAAGAGCGCAUUCAGGCAAAGAAUAUGAUGCACAGAGCAUGGCUGUGGCGACUGAUGUACACCUCUGCAUACAUGGCGACGAUCACCCUCGUUGCCGCCGCAAUGCCAUUCUUUGGGGACUUUGUAUCAGUUUGUGGAGCGGUUGGGUUCACCCCACUGGACUUUGUGCUGCCAGCAUUGGCAUUUCUCAAGGCUGGGAAGCUGCCCAAGAACCUGGGACUGCGGCGUACUGUCAAGGCCCUUUGCUGCGCCGGCGCCGUCUUGUUCUCUGUCAUCGGGGUUCUUGCAUGCAUUGGCGCCAUCAGAGCAAUUGCGCUCGAUGUCAAGACCUACAAGUUCUUCCAUGACAUGUGA